Messenger RNA from Epinephelus moara (kelp grouper), 4047 nucleotides. RefSeq names its product glucosidase, beta (bile acid) 2 (gene gba2). Gene Ontology annotation, cellular component: membrane. Bases 615 to 3221 code for a protein of 868 amino acids. Lineage: Eukaryota; Metazoa; Chordata; Actinopteri; Perciformes; Serranidae. Gene Ontology annotation, biological process: glucosylceramide catabolic process; central nervous system development; carbohydrate metabolic process. The record is from RefSeq and is a predicted model, not a curated record. Gene Ontology annotation, molecular function: beta-glucosidase activity; glucosylceramidase activity. The transcript has 18 exons.
GUAAAACAUUUGCAUAUUGAGCGCCGUGCUAGCAGAAGCUAUAGUCCUGCUGACAGAGGCCGGUUUGGAGCAGCAGUGGGAUGACGCCGUCACUCCGGUGUCCCGGCUAACAGACUGAGAUCGGCAUCCUCAGUACUUCCUGCUGGUCUGUAGCUGUCCUCCAUCCAUCCAGCCUCAGCUGCUGACACAUCCGGACUUCAUGUAAAGGGGGUACAGGGGUCUGCCCAUGAUGGUGAUGCAAAUUGCUGCAACUAGCCCCAAAGGAUCUGAACAUGUAUAGCUGCAGAGGCUAAAUCUCUUGUGAAUAGCAGUGCCCCUGUAAUGGCACUUGGAUCUUAUACCCUAAGGAGAUUUUUUUUUACCUGCAAGUAUUCAGAGCUUGUAAACUGAGAACCGGUUUAUUCCACAGGAAUGACUCUGUGCAACUUACUGAUCCACUUAGAGAUUUCUAAGCCAAAUGUAGCUACCCCCUGAGGGCUUUGGCUGAUGGUGAAAGCACGAUAAACUGACUGUUGACAAAAGGUGGUGACGCCUCUCUGUUUGCAAUCACAAGUGUUUCCCUGCUCCCGUUCAUUCAUACUUUUAAGCUCCCCACUGCUGGGUGUCCUGCUAAAAUGACCACAGAGUGGGGUGAGAAAUCCUCAGCGGAGCUCAUGAGCAGGUAUGUCUCCAAGGAAAUGGGAUAUGGUGUGCCUAAGGAGGGCUGGCGUAUCUGUCUGGCACACGAGUUCAAGGAGAAGAGAAAGCCCUUUCAAGCAAAAGAUGUCUCGCUGUCCAACGUCUUGGAUCACAUCGGCCUUGGGAUCAGGUAUCUAAAAUGGUGGUACAAGAAGACCCAGGUGGAAAAGAAAGCUCCGUUCAUCGACAUGUUUCGUGCCCAACCCUUGCGUCAAAUAUAUGGUGCUCCACUUGGCGGUAUUGGAGGAGGAACCAUCACGAGAGGUUGGAGGGGGGAAUUCUGCAGAUGGCAACUUAACCCAGGGAUGUACCACUACAAAACUGUCACAGCAAACCAGUUUACAGUGUGUUUGCGACGUGGUGGGCAAACAGUUUACCAGCAGGUGCUUUCUGUAGAGCGUCCUCCCACACUACAAGGCUGGAACUGGGGCUACUGCGGAGAGUACGCCUUCUAUCACGCCUUGUACCCCCGCGCCUGGACCGUUUACCACCUGCCGGGACAGAAUGUCACCUUAACCUGCAGACAGAUUUCCCCAGUCAUCCCCCAUGACUACCAGGACUCUAGUCUGCCAGUGGCAGUAUUUGUGUGGGACAUAGAGAACAAGAAUGACUACGCUCUUGAUGUCUCCAUCAUGUUCACUAUGGUCAAUGGGUCGGGACACAAGGACGACAAGAGUGGGGGACACUGGAAUGAACCAUUCCACUUGGAAAAGGACGGGGAGGCAGUGUCGGGGGUCUUGCUCCAUCACUGCACUGCGGUGAACCCUUACACUCUGUGCAUCGCAGCCCGAGAACAGCCUGACAGGGAGGUCAGUCACCAGACAGCAUUCAGCCCGAAGGGAACCUGCAGCGGCCUGUGGAGUGACCUCAUCACUGACGGACGGCUGGACUCUCCUACAGGAUCCAGCCCGCCCACGCCCAAGGGAGAGAAGGUGGCAGCAGCGUUGGCUGUGGGCUGCUCAGUGCCGGCUCAGAGCCAUAACAGUCUGGAGUUCUGCCUGGCCUGGGACAUGCCCACAAUCACCUUUGGCUCAAGGGAGAGGGAACACAUCAGGAGAUACACUCGUUACUUUGGGACCAAAGGGGAUGCAUCCCCCUCGCUCAGUCACUACGCCCUAACACACUACAGACAGUGGGAGAAGAGCAUUGAGGAGUGGCAAAGACCCAUACUGCAGGACAGCUCUCUCCCCUCCUGGUAUAAGUCAGCCCUGUUUAAUGAGUUGUACUUUGUGGCGGAUGGAGGGACGGUGUGGAUAGAGCUACCAGAGGAUGCUGAUGUCAGUGGUGGCGUGCGCAGCGAGGACGGGGGGCUGCCAGCUCAGCCGGCUGUCAUCAAGGAGUUCGGUCGUUUCGCCUACCUGGAAGGUCAGGAGUACAGAAUGUACAACACGUACGAUGUGCACUUCUACGCCUCCUUUGCACUCAUCAUGCUGUGGCCCAAACUUGCCUUGAGUGUGCAAUAUGACAUUGCGGGCAGUGUGGUGCAGCAGGACCCAACAGAGAGGCUCCAUCUGAUGAGUGGGCGGUAUUCUCCUGUUAAGGCCAAAAAUGUGGUGCCUCACGACAUAGGAGACCCAGAUGAUGAGCCAUGGCAGAGGGUGAAUGCCUACCUCAUCCAUGACACUGCAGACUGGAAGGACCUGAACCUGAAGUUUGUCCUGCAAGUCUACAGGGACUUCCAUCUCACCCAGGACAGUCAGUACCUGCGGGACAUGUGGCCCAUCUGCCAGGCGGUGAUGGAGUCAGAGAUGAAGUUUGACCUGGAUGGAGACGGCCUGAUAGAGAACUCUGGAUAUGCUGACCAGACCUAUGAUGGUUGGACAGUGACUGGACCGAGUGCGUACUGUGGUGGGCUGUGGUUGGCGUCCCUGUGUGUGAUGUGUAAAAUGGCCAGACUGGUGGACAACGAGGAGACAUACCGACGUUACAGAGACAUCUUGGACAGGGGUAGCGCUGCUUUUGACAAACUGCUGUGGAAUGGCAAGUAUUACAACUAUGACAGCAGUGGGAGAGACCUUUCCAAUAGUGUCAUGUCUGACCAGUGUGCUGGCCACUGGUUCCUGAGAGCGUCCGGACUGGGAGAGGCAGAAUACCAGGCUUUUCCAAAAGAAAAAAUCCACAGCGCACUAAAAUCUGUCUUUGACUUGAAUGUAAUGAGCUUCGCUGGAGGCCAGAUGGGGGCAGUUAAUGGCAUGCGUCCUGAGGGAGUGCCUGACCGCUCCAGUGUCCAAUCAGAUGAGGUGUGGAUUGGAGUGGUGUAUGGACUGGCAGCCACUAUGAUCCAUGAGGGUAUGCAGGAGGAGGGUAUGCGCACUGCGGAGGGUUGCUACCGGACUGUGUGGGAGAGGUUGGGCAUGGCCUUCCAGACUCCUGAAGCCUACUGCGAGAAGGGAAUCUACCGCUCUCUGGCGUACAUGAGGCCUCUGAGCGUCUGGGCCAUGCAGCUAGCCCUUAACACUUCACAGAAGGAACAGACCUCAUCAGCUCAAACUGGAGCCACAGACGGGGAGCAGGGACAUGACUUGAGAGAAACGCAGAGCUAGGACCUGAGCCACUGGACUGGUGUGAUUAGAGAGGUGCAGCGAGUUCCUCUGAAAAUGACCUCCAAACACUCCUGCAGCCACCACCCUCAUCUGCACUCCCAUCUUGCAGGGCCCCGUUUGCUCACAUAACUUCAGUUCUCUACAGGUUGUUUUGCCUCGAAUGAUGGGUCAGAACUUGACGGUUUACGCUUGACAAAUUCAGUAGCUACUGUAGAUCAUGGUAUUGUUAGGUGAGGAGUUUAACAUUUUUCAAGAGACUGCAAACAGUCCCUGAUUGUUUUAUCAAAGUCAGGCACUGACAAACUCAUAGCCGGUGUGUAUUGCUAAUUAAAAACUGACCUUGUUUUUCAGCAACAUAUUGUCUAUUUGCACGUAUGUACACACACACAUGCAAGCACUACAUUUUACAAUCAUGUCAAAAAUAAUGUUUGCAUACUUAGAACAAGUUCAUAUGCUAAAUAUUUGAGGACUGUUGUCUUAUUAUACCAGCCACAUGGAGUCAUUAUUGUCUUUGAGUACAUCAGUGGGUCUUUGAGUGAAUCAUGGCAGAUCUGAAUGAUUUCCCCAUCAGAAAUAUAGACGCUUGAAAAGAAAAGUCAAUUUGAAGAUUUCCUCCAAUUAAAUUUGAAUGCUGUACUAAGUGAUGUAUUAUGUGAUGAUUAGUGUUGGAAAUUAAAUUAAAAUUAUACAUAUUUUCUUUUUUUUUUUAUAGCAUUUGGUGCCUUGUUGCAUGUUGGCCAUAUCUACAGUAUAAUAAUGUAGUGGCAACAUUUACUGUUUUAUAAAAUCCAAUACUCAUGACAAUCAUGCUGAAUAAAUGACUGAA